AAUCUAAAUUGACGACAGUCGAUUCUUGAAGGGCCGUCGGUCCCAGUGUUUUCUUCGGGAACUCUACCACCAUAUGUUUUCGUCGUCGCUAUCGGUGGAGCACUAGGCGCCCCUGCCAUUACUUUCUGAAAUUGAUCUACAUAUCUCUGAUAUGUGGCAGAUUCCGCUGGGCUCGAAGAAGCAGGGCUUUAGACGCUGGGAAGACGAGGGUUUAAAGUAACGCUCCUGUUUACGUCGUCUCUCGUCUUACUGGUGCUGUUAGCUCUUGGAAUUAAGACUUCUUUGACAGGACACUCCUGUUCAAGACUUUUAAAGCGAGCAAUAGCUCGACGUUUUUGCUUGUUGAAAUUUUGCAAAUCGGUGAAUUCGGGGUUUGUGUCGAGGGAGUUGCUCCAUCUUCGCAGAACUGUUCCUUUGUGCCGAAGGCCCACAGACUGGCCAAUUAUCUCGAUCAAAGCCUAUGCUGGGCUUUCCAGCCGUUUCUGCUCGCCACCAUGAGUUGAGAAUUGUGCGUGCAGGAGGGAGCAAUCCAUGGGGUGGAGGCAGGUGUCUGGAUUGCCUACAUCGGUCCAAGUGUGGUGUUUCUUAUGGAAAAAGAAGGCGACAGGACGUUAUAGCAGCAGAUUGUGGAAAUUUUGGGAAAGUUCCUUCUUUCGAUUUUGCAAACAGUGGGCGAGGUUUAGCUCAGCAUGUUUGUCAGAUACUGAGCUGGAAAUUUAGGAGGUCAGAAGUUCAAAAGCUCCCAAUAUUUUUCUACAAGGAUGGACAGCAAUUGCAAUUUGCUUGGGAUGGACAAUCCCUGCUCAUGGAACCUGCAGAUCAAAAAGUGGACGAUGGAGGAUCGAGUAGGGAACAUCAGUUUUACUGGUCUGGUGUGGGAAGAAUGAGGAGGAGCUUGCGCAAGACUUUCGUUCCAGAGCACGUCCGCCCACAUUACCUGUCUUACAUGAGGUGGAAAUUCAUGCACCGAGUUCUUAGCUCGGUACUUCAAGUGCAGUGUACGCAGGCAAUGCUGCAGGCGAUCGGAAUAGGAGCAAGAAGGGCUCUACCAGCAGCAGCGGGGUUGAACUGGGUGUUGAAGGAUGGGCUUGGUCGACUGGGACGUCUUGCGUACUCCGGUUCUCUUGGCUCCACUUUUGAUUCCAAUUUGAAGAGAGUGAGGUUUUCAACAUCUAUUCUCUUCAGCUUGAGCCUGGGCCUGGAGAUGUUGACACCGUACUUCCCCUCCUACUUUUUGAUUCUUGCAACGGUGGCAAAUAUUGGCAGAUCAAUUGCUUUGGCUGCUUAUCUGGCCACUAGUUCAGCUAUACACAAAAGCUUUGCCAUUGGAGACAACCUUGCAGAUGUUGCUGCAAAAGGACAGGUGCAAACAGUGGUUGCUGAUAAUCUUGGUCUGGCAGUAUCUUGCGCGUUGAGUACCGUUAUAAGAACCAAUAGAAGGUUGGAGUAUCUGCUACUCGUUUUGUUUCCCAUUUUAACUGGCCUUGAUUUAUACGCUAUCUAUCACGAGCUUCAAGCAGUCCACCUACAAACAUUGAACAAGGUACGGCUUGAAAUCAUCGUUGAGAAAUGGCUAAGGAAAAACGACGUACCGUCAACUGAAGAAGUGAGCAUUAUAGAAGGCUCACAGUUUUUCCAGUUUCCUGCUCAGACUACCUUGCCUUUGAGGAUUGGAGCAUUGAAACCUGCAGGCUGGAAUCCAGAUGAUCUGCUGCAUGUGUUCCAGUCUCAAUCCCAGCAACCGUAUGCUCUAUUUCGAGAGUCGCAGAGUUCUAUACCCUUGUUCCAUCAGACAGGAUUACUAUUAUGGUUGAAGGAUGAGUUUACCCCAAGGGAUGUCAUCACGGGUGCACUACAGGUGGCACACUUGAGGGACUUGACAGGUAGUUCUAGGUCCCCGAAGUUGGAACCUGAAGACAAGGAGGCGACGAAACGUUCUGACCCACAUUUGGAAAUUCAUGACGCAACGGACCGGCGACGAAUUCCUCGAAUUUCUCAAGAAGGCUGGCUGAUUCUGGUCGAGAGAAGUAGGCAACAAGCUUUGGCUGAUGUAGACGCUCUUUUGGCUGCAAUGGAGAUGAAUGGGUGGCAAACGAAGCACAUCCUACUGGCUCCUGACGAGCGUCGCACCUACAGCACACACCUAAGACAACAGAGUUGAACGAGCCAUCACGCAUACCGGGAUCGAUGCACGAAGGAUAACCUUCUUCAUGGUUACUUGAAACACCCAAGGGAGAUAACUCACAAUAGUGGAACGGAGCACACACGAAAGCCUUUGAAAGUACAGAGCGUCCAACUGCUCAAUCCACUCCAAAGCCUUCACCAGCUUUUUGAAGCCUUUCGAGAGCCAAUGUGUAGUUCAUUGGUUAAAUAAGUCAGGCUGCGCGUGGUGCAUCUGAUAUAUCAAUAUACGUUGUAAAAAGUCAGAUUGCACGACCAGACUCAUAUCACAGAGUACUCUUUGGCUUAAGGUCUCGUUUGCUUCGAACGUUAAAUGAAGCGGCCCCGGGGCAUUACCAUUGGUUUGGCGUUGUUCUAUUUUGCCAGUCAUGCGCGACAUUCUUGUUGGUACAUUCUAAUGACCGUAAUGUUCGUUAUUGAGUUCCUCCUGUCGGAAUGUAUGCCUUAAAACUGGAACUAAAGUCAAGCAAUAAUUGACUUUUAAGGUUGCAUGGCAACUGUAAAUGAGACUAGCCCUUGUGACACGAGACUGAGCUCCAACGAACUAAAGUACACAUACACGAUGCUUACUAUCUAAAUGAGUACGGCUCAGACUUCAAAUCUGAAGGGGAGAAAUUCCCAUGAACCUCGAACGGUGUUCACCGUGUACAGACAACCAAAGCGUCGGGCGGUCUCGAGAAACCGUGUAAUGCCAAAUUCUGUCCGACAUUAGGGAGAGGAUUCGACCAGAAGUU
Marchantia polymorpha subsp. ruderalis is the source of this 2915-nucleotide messenger RNA. NCBI's taxonomy places the organism in Eukaryota, Viridiplantae, Streptophyta, Marchantiopsida, Marchantiales, Marchantiaceae. The record is from the annotation of a GenBank genome assembly.